This is a messenger RNA of Neoarius graeffei (lesser salmon catfish), 1305 nucleotides long. It is a transcript of the gene akirin2, whose product is annotated as akirin 2. The record is from RefSeq and is a predicted model, not a curated record. Gene Ontology annotation, biological process: positive regulation of transcription by RNA polymerase II; positive regulation of innate immune response. Gene Ontology annotation, cellular component: chromatin; nucleus. Gene Ontology annotation, molecular function: transcription coregulator activity. The transcript is spliced from 5 exons. Lineage: Eukaryota; Metazoa; Chordata; Actinopteri; Siluriformes; Ariidae. Bases 240 to 764 code for a protein of 174 amino acids.
ACACUGCGCAUGCGCGCGAGCUCCCGUCCGCCUGGCCGGUUAUCCGGAACUCCUCGUGAGCAGCCGGCGGUGGCGGUCGGAGAGGAGCGCUCGGAGCCCCGCGACUCAAUCUGAGGGAAUCGGCGAGUUUGUGGUCGAUCAGAGCCGGUCGGUGAGGGGAUUGGAUCAGAGUCGGUCAGCGAGGGGAUUGGAUCAGAGCCCGAGCCGCCGCGGAUUGCUGCUGCUGUGAGCGCGGACUGAUGGCGUGCGGAGCCACUCUGAAACGCUCCCUGGAGUUUGACCCGGUGAUGAAGCAGAACUCCCCGAAGAGGAGGCGCUGUGUCCCGGUGUCACCCCUCUCCUCAUCCUCAUCCUCCUCCUCCCCGCAGAAAUACCUGCGCCUCCAACCCUCACCUUUCGGACAGGUCAACACCACGCCCACUCCAGAGGAAAUUCUGCAGAACAUUAAACAGGAGUACAAACGCAUGAAGAGACGACACGUGGAGAGCACGUUCACAGACAUGGACACUCAGCCCAGCUCAUCCAUCACAGGUGUGUGUGCGGGCGCGUUGCCUCCCAGCAAAUGGGAACAGCCGUUGUUCAGUCUGAAGCAGGUGGGUUUGAUCUGUGAGCGUCUGCUGAAGGAACGAGAGGAGAAAGUGCGAGAGGAGUAUGAGGAAAUUCUCUCUACUAAACUCGCAGAACAAUAUGAUGCAUUUGUGAAGUUCACUCAUGAUCAGAUCAUGCACCGGUUUGGAGAGCAAGCUCCUAGCUAUGUGUCAUGAGUGUGUGUACAGCGUCUGAACUCCACCGCUGGUGUUGGGUUUCGUCAGGCCCUGCGCUUCCUGCUGUCUCCAGACUCCACGUCAGUGUAACAGUUUCCUGGAGCUGCCUGUGGUUCUGGUGUGUGUGUGUGUGUGUGUGUGUGUGUGUGUGUGUGUGUGUGUGUGUGUGCGCACAGUGGAAUGGCUGCUGUGAUUUUUCAUUUCCUCAUUGUUCGUAUUUAUUACGCUUCUUUUUUAUGCUUUAAAAAAAAAAAACCCUCAGUUUUAAUCUUUAGUUUUUUCCCCUGUCGUGUGUGUGUGUGUGUGUGUGUGUGUGAGAGAGGUUCUAUUUGCUGUGUUUUUCAGUGAACAACUCUUGGCUUUGUAAAAAUGUACUCAUGUAUAAAUCACUUGUAUAUUUUGAUUAAAGUUUCUUUUUUCAUUUUUAAAUUAUUUUUAUUUUCUCUGCUCAGCAUUAUAGUUUUAUAGCUGGUGUUUCGUAACACUUUACCUGACUCUUCUGUCGAGGUGACGUCUACAAAUAAACAGUUUACACAAAGAC